AUAGGCGGUAUGUUCCGUUCCGUUCGUCCGAUAGCAGACGACACAUAAUGAUUGACAGCAGAUAUCACGUCACAAUUGACGCCAUGGCGUUCGGCACGGUUCAAAUUGACGAAUCGUAUUUGGCUCGGUGGAACGAACGGCCUCCGUUCUAUUUUGGAGCGCGUACAAGAUCGCACCCUAGCUCUCCGUCAGAUAACUGCUUCAACGUUAAAAUAUCUCGACUGCCGAGUCGGAGCGCAGGAGAGCAUCGUACGGAGUAAGCCCAUGUAGUUCUGUACCUGCACAAGUUUCACCACCGCAAAAGCCGUCAAUGAAGUCAUAUCCAGCACGUGAAUACAAGGACAUCACAUAUUAGCCACUUCAUCCUUUCAUCGAAUUUCUACCUAGCGCAUCGCAGCUGCGGUGUGCACCAGGUAGUGGACCCAUGGCGCUGGCUUUGGACUCCUUGAAGAGCGACCCAUCGUUCGGGCUGGACUCGAGACGCAGCUGGGUGACGGCGGUAUUUCUGAGCAUAUCCUUGACCAUGGUGAAGACUGCUCAGCAUUCGGUGGGUGUGCUCUUCUAUGGCAUCGUACACACAUACGGUGUGAGAAGGCAGGAAGCGUCGUGGCCACUUGUGCUGACCAACAGUCUGGCUUUCUUGGCAGGUCCAGUCAUGGGGUAUCUCUGCGGCCGAUGCUCAUGUCAGCUCGUCUUGCUCGUGUCGACCUUAAUAGCAGGCGCUUCAGUCUGCGCUUGUUUUUUCGCUGACAGCAUAUUCGCUUUAAAUAUCCUGUUCGGAAUUGUCCACGGAACAGCGGUUUGUGGCGUUCACGUGGCCGUUACCGUCAUCGUGUCCCAGCACUUCGAGAAACGCCGUGCAACAGCGUGCAGCGUAAUCUACACGGCCAUGUGCAUCAACAGCGCUUACUUGCCCCCCUUGACUGAGCUCCUUCGAGUAAAUUAUGGGGUUCGUGGCACCUUCCUUUUAAUCGGUGGCAUGGUUCUAAACGGAUUUCCUCCGGUUCUCGCCGUCCAAAGUCCCGAGUGGACAAAACCGAAACAGCGUUCACUCAGCGAAACGGUGCACAGUCCUGUCAAGGACAAUGAGAAGAUUCCGAAUAAUCAUCUCCUGCCAGCAGGUGACACGCGGAAUGGGUGCGUUCCCGGUGACGCCGAAAUUCCGAACGGCACAGCGCACCAAACAAUGUUCGCUGAAGUAUCACUCCGUCAGAACGAUGACUCCGGCCUCAAGACCGUCCCAUUGCUCUCGUCAGAUGAGAAAUCAGUGGACAAGGACAACGCAGCCAAGUCAAGUUUUUCUCUGAUUGUUAGACAAUUCGCCAGCGUGCCUUUCGCCGUGAGUGCGAUAUCCUUCGCUGUCAUCGCGCUAGGAAUGUCGACAUUUAUGUUACUUUCUGUGGACAUUGCCGUGGACCGAGGGAUCCCUUCAUCCAGCGGUGUCUUUCUCCUGAACGCCUUCGCAGUGACAGACAUUGUGGCGAGGCCGUUAAGUGGCCUGAUAAUCGACUCUGGUUUUUUAUCAUUAGAGAGCGUUAUGCUAAUCGGAUUCAUUCUCCAAUUCUUGGCGCUAGAACUCUUCGUGUGGUUAGAGCAUUUCCCGCUUAUGCUGGCUUCCUCUGCGCUAUUUGGUGUCAGUAACGGACUGAGGAUCACUCUGCUCGCGCCUUUUAUCGUUAAAGAAUUUGGAAUGGACCAAAUGGCACACUUGUUUGGUGGCGUGUCCUUCUGUAGUGGCCUCGUCCUGCUCACAAGACCAUUUCUUGUUGGUUACUGGAGGGACCACCUGGGUUCCUACGAUGGCCUUCUUCAUUUUGUGGCCAUAGUAAACGCUGUCGUUGCGGUCAUGUGGAUGGCGAAGCUUUAUGUGCGGAGACGGCAACAACGGCUCAUAUAGUAAAAUAAAAACUUGUAUUUAUA
Dermacentor andersoni is the source of this 1920-nucleotide messenger RNA. Its product is annotated as monocarboxylate transporter 3-like. The record is from RefSeq and is a predicted model, not a curated record. Gene Ontology annotation, molecular function: transmembrane transporter activity. Lineage: Eukaryota; Metazoa; Arthropoda; Arachnida; Ixodida; Ixodidae. Gene Ontology annotation, biological process: transmembrane transport.